Suillus subaureus is the source of this 1443-nucleotide messenger RNA. RefSeq lists its product as uncharacterized. The transcript is spliced from 12 exons. Bases 1 to 1443 code for a protein of 480 amino acids. The record is from RefSeq and is a predicted model, not a curated record. NCBI's taxonomy places the organism in Eukaryota, Fungi, Basidiomycota, Agaricomycetes, Boletales, Suillaceae.
AUGUCUCAACAACAGAUGACGCUGCUUGACCGUGGUAUUGGCAUUUGGCCAACACAGCUGCCCCGGUAUGUCGAAGUAGUAAUGCUUCAAGAUGAAAUUGAGAAUACGAUGGUUCAACAGAAGCAAAUCAGUGACCCUAGGCCCCCGACGUUUGACGAUUGGCAGGAGUUGAUCCAUCCCUUGGGAGGUACGUAUUACUAUAACCACAAAAAGAAAACAUAUACGUCUAUGAAUCUGAGGAAUUAUCAGGAUCUACGGAUGCUCGACAAUUUCGUUGAUGCAUCACGCGCUGCGGCACAGGAAGACGGUUGGAUUCUCGUUGUUUACCCGACGACGUUUAUGGGAGAAAAACGAUUCCAAUACUACUACGUUGUGCCCGAUCAGCGCAUCAUCGCCUGGUUAGAGGAAUUGAAUGGAUACAUUCUUUUCCGCGAGUGUGUCAUUCCAAGCAAAUGGCCUCACAAGAGACUCGAACUUGAGGCGCAAUAUUGGAGACACUUUGAAUUUUUUCCGCACAGUUGUCGAAUGGAAACCACCGCGACGACUAUCAAAAUCACUGAGCAAGGAACAGAAGCAAUAACUUUAAGUCAGUCGACAGCUGCCUCGAUGUUCUGGACACUGGAUCAAAUGAAUCAAAUUGUCGCACAGCUGGCCGAUAUCGAAGGGCUUGUGGAAAAUGGGCUCUUAGAAGAAACUAGCGUCGUAUUCUGUUGCAGAAUAUUAUACAUACUACGUACGUACGACGUCGAUUUCUUCGCCGUUGCUAUUAAGCAUGACAUAGGCCAUCAUCAAUACCUGAACCGCCACAACCAACCCGAAGCUCGCCUCAUCCGAUCCCAUGCGGUGAGAGAGAGGCGCAAAAAGAAUAAACUUCUUUCUGCUGUGAGCAGCGCUGCAGUCACGAUGUUAUGUAUGCCGAUCACAGUCGAACGCAUCAGAAACACUUCUGUUGAUGGUAUUGUAAAUGGCAUAGAAGUCCAACGAUUUGUCGACGACUUCAGCAGUCAAGCUAGAAAUCAGAUCACCCUGGCAGGUGCUUCGAUUGCUAUGGACAUUGCAAUUUUUACCAUUCCAGGUUUGGGUGUAUCGAAGACUGCACAGACAUUGUGCUCUUGCUCCCUACUUGCAGGCGUCGGCUGCAUUUUUGCGGGCACGAUGGUGCAACGCUUUGGCGAGAGGAUGGGCUCUCUUGAAUUCGCGGGGCAUUACCUGCGAAAGAAGAGGAUGAUGCUAGUCAUAAUUACAAGCAUACCCACUUUUUUCUGUGUGCUGAGUGUAAUAGGUGCCAUGCUCGGAUUUCUCGCAGGUAUCUUUGCCAACUUCAAACCCUCCACGUUCUUAGUGGUUUCGAACAUUGUUAUGCUCAGCGUUGUGGCGUGUCUCUUACUUGUACUGGCAAUUGCCAGUUAUGGUCCAGGCCUGGCUCGGAUGCGGCCACAAUGA